UCAUUAGUUUACCAAUCUGGAUGGUCUGGACUGAUCUGAUUAGUAUACUUGUACAAGCAGUUCGAAACGAAGCUCAAUCAAACGAACACCCCGUUCAAGAUGAACGCGCUCCCAUUGGCAAUUGUGAUCUUGAACGCGAUGAUGAUGGCAAAGUGCAGUAACAGUUGGUGCCACCAAAAGUGUCUGGCAAUCAAGCAACCGAAUUAUCCAGAUAACAUCAACAUUUAUUUCGAAUACAGAAGGGCCGUUCUUAAGGUACCGGCCGUUCGAAAUCCGCCCUCAAGUAGAGUGUAUCGGUUAUCCAAUGGAGAAAUUAUACCAGGUAUGCUUAAUUAUGAUACCCAGAGACAUACAUUUUUUUGGAAGCGCAAAGUACGUGGCAUUGUUGCUAAAACCAAUGAAGUGACGCUGCGUGAAUAUCGAGUUGAGCCUCAAGAAGGUAAUAAUGCCAUGUGUAAGUCGGCUGAAGUGCGAAGCACGAAAAAUGCAGUCAAAUGUAAACCACGCCCAUUUAUUCUUGACUUGGUAUCUGAUGAAGGACAACUUAUUCCAGAUAAAGCGGCAACUCAACUGUGCAUGGGAUUCUGCAACAAACGCCUUAAAGUGCCGAAGAUUUGCAAAUCGGUAAAAUACGAAAACGUGUCGGUUCCAGUGCAGGUUUUAAGAAAAAAUCGUCACAGUUACUGUUCGACUGUUUUAGUCCCCAAAGACAUCAAAUGCAGCUGCCAAUGCGCCAUUGGCGCGGACAGUUGCACAUCGAGGCAAACAUUUUCGAAAAAAACCUGCAGCUGCAACUGCAGGAAAGAGGAGAAAACCCAGUGUGAACGGAAGAUCGAUGAAGAAAGAAGAAUGAGAGGCACAAGUAUUCACUAUUGGGACUCAAAGUCUUGUUCUUGUGAGUGUUCUCCGAAAACCAACUGCACGACUGGAUUGGUUUGGAACGAGUCAAUGUGCAGAUGUUUGUCCGCGAAAAAGGAGAGCAACGGCUGAAAACGAUAAACAUAUCCACGAACAUUUGUAUCAAACUCCUAUAAAAGUAUAUUGUAUUUGCAA
Molecule: messenger RNA, 1053 nt
Organism: Dendroctonus ponderosae (mountain pine beetle)
Lineage: Eukaryota; Metazoa; Arthropoda; Insecta; Coleoptera; Curculionidae
Product: balbiani ring protein 3
Exons: 6
Coding region: 100-990 (296 amino acids)
Source: RefSeq, a predicted model, not a curated record